UUGAGGACUUACAGAAGAUAUAUUUUUAUCGAAGCCUUUUUGUUGAUACUUAUUCCUCCCUGAGCGAAAAGUCUACAGCUCUCCGUUGCAGGUGUUGGUGCUGUGUGGCUGUCAUGAUGCAUAUGGUGGUGAAGGUCCUCUGCUCCACACUCCUGCUUAUAGCAGUGGUGCCCUUUGUGUACUCACAGUCAGAUUGUUCUCAAGCUGAGUCAUGUGACCUGUGUGUUGGUCUUUCCAUGCUCAACCUGACAGGCUGUGUCUGGAGGCUUUGUCCAGAUGGUAAUGAUACAGGCAUGUGUGUGACUGAUGAGGGCAACUCGGCAGACGACGGCAGGAACUGUAGCUGGACCAGAGUGUCUGAACUGUGCUCAGUUGUGGAGAUCAAAGCUGAAGGAGGAGGUAAAAGUGACUCAGGUGAUGGAAGUAACACCAACUCAGAGUUCUCCCAGGCCAAGUUUGACAUGUCCAGUUUCAUUGGAGGCAUCAUACUGGUGCUGUGUGUGCAGGCAGGCGGCUUCUUCGCCAUGCGCUUCCUCAAAUCCAAAGAGCAGAGCAACUAUGACCCCAUAGAGCAACCGCAGUGAAGAAAAGAUGUAUGAAGGACAAACAGGCGAGGGCGGAGGACAGCAGAGCAGUGACUCAUCGAGUGUUUUUUUUUUUUUGUGAGCCCGUCAGUUUUGGUUUGGUCCCCAUGUGUAACCCCCUAGGGGAUGGGUGUGUUUAAAGGAGGAUAUUUUUUCCCAAAAUCCUAUAUCGUGUAACGAGUGUAUGUGCAUGUGUUCCCUGUGAUUGUACAGACUUUACAUUCCAGAGAGACUUUGGCUGUUGGUAUUCAUAUGAUCUGACAAAUCUCAGCGCUUUCACAGAAAUACUUUAUUGACGAACUCACCAUAAAUUCUCAGUGUUUGUCCUCUUACAAACGACAAUGAACCAGCUGUUUAACUGUAUAAAUAGUGCAGUGCAGUGGUGGGAAAGAAUGAUAUAAUCCCAAUGCAGACAGUGGGUCAGACAAGGUCAUAAAUGGCAUUUGAAAGCGAAAACAGACCCAAAAUGAGACUCUGAAUGUUGUUUCUCCUUCGUUUCAGAGGAUGUGUGUGUUAGAACUCUCUUUAGGGUUUUAUUGAAACCAAACUUUUUCAUAUUUAUUUAUGUUAUAUCUUUGAUUUUAUUUAUUUGCAGUGAGUCGAAUUAAUUAAAUGGGUACCCUUAUGAGCCAUGUCAAGAACUCUUGAAGGUCCCUAGACUGCACCUUUGACAAUAUAAAAGAUUACCCUCAAGUCUAAGCAAUGGCAGCAUUCAUUUAAUCUUCUAUCUACCAAAAAGGUAUUAGCACCUCUCCUCUGAUUUGUGUGUUUUUGUUCUGACUUGUCAAUAGCUCAGAGUCUUUUUUAAUUAUACAUUUUAAUUUAGGAGAUUUCUGUUUUGACUGCUCACGUUUAUAUUAUAUGUAUAUCAGCUUCAUCCCUCUAAUAGCAG
Eleginops maclovinus (Patagonian blennie) is the source of this 1476-nucleotide messenger RNA. RefSeq names its product CD164 sialomucin-like 2 (gene cd164l2). The record is from RefSeq and is a predicted model, not a curated record. Gene Ontology annotation, cellular component: cytoplasmic vesicle. The transcript is spliced from 6 exons. Bases 114 to 584 code for a protein of 156 amino acids. NCBI's taxonomy places the organism in Eukaryota, Metazoa, Chordata, Actinopteri, Perciformes, Eleginopidae.